CUUAGUUCAAGUCUCCUGCACGUGAAUUAAAGUAGAAAACAUCAACACAAACGUAAAAGCCAACCAAACACGGUCUUACGAGUUUGCGGUGGAGGAUGUAGAGACACGAACUCGGCUCAAGCUUCAUUGAGAAGAACAUGACGGUAAUGGAAAAUAAUAAGGAACAGUUGAAAAAGUGUCAAAGGAAAAGAACCUCUUCCUCUUGUUACUCUCGUAUCAACAAUCUUGAUGAUGGUUGUCUUAUGCAUAUCUUCAGUUUCCUAUCCCCUAUUCCAGAUCGCUUUAAUACCGCCCUCGUUUGCCACAGAUGGAAUUACUUGGCGUGUCAUCCUCGGCUCUGGCUUCGGGUAGAUCGAUCGGUUAAAGACUUAUCUGAACCUGGUGUUUUCCCAAACAUUGAAACUGCGGUUUCUGCUUCAAGGCAUGUCAAGCCGGGUGAUACCAUUUUAAUAGCAGCUGGUGGAACUCAUCGCGUGGCGAACAUUCAAAUAAAUAAACCACUCUGCUUGAUUGGUGCAGGUGAAAUUCCAGAUGACACGAUGCUCACUUGUUCGCGAGGCUCAGACAGUGCACUCGAGUUCCUUUCCACCUGCAAAUUAUCAAACUUAACCGUGAAGGCCGAGCUCGGUUGCUGCUUGCUUCAUCGAAGCGGAAGGCUGAUCAUAGACGGAUGCUUACUCCAAUGCGAGUCCAACCCUCUCGAUUUUCUCUCAUGUCCCAUCGUAAGUACCGCCUGCAGCAGCGAGGUGCUUCCGUCACAAACCAAGUGCAACAACGGCGUAUUUGUUUCUCAGACUCGCAUUGAAGGAGGCGCGAAAGCCGUUUUGACGAGCGGAGAUCUGGCGUUGCAGCGAGUGAGAGUGGUUUAUGCAAGAACUUCUCUUCUUUUCUGGUUUGAUGUAGAGGAGAUGUUAUCAAAUUGACCAUAAGGGGUCUCUGUUGUUAUUUGUUCUAUAAUUUAGUUUAGUGAAGUGAUGAUUCUUUUUGUGAUGCAUUGUGUGCUUUUGUUGUGUACUAUAGUCUAACUUGUUAUUAUGUAACUUAGUUUACUAUAUGAUGUCGUCUAACUUUAAUGUAAUAAUAAGAUGAUGUGUUUAAUGGUAUUUGGUUUACUAUGA
Lathyrus oleraceus (garden pea) is the source of this 1118-nucleotide messenger RNA. RefSeq names its product F-box protein SKIP5. The record is from RefSeq and is a predicted model, not a curated record. Gene Ontology annotation, molecular function: protein binding. Bases 138 to 923 code for a protein of 261 amino acids. Lineage: Eukaryota; Viridiplantae; Streptophyta; Magnoliopsida; Fabales; Fabaceae. The transcript is spliced from 5 exons.